AUGGACUAUGAAAUGGCAGCUCCACCCACAAUUCGUCAUCUGUCACCCCCUCGGUCCCCCCAUCCUCCCUCACCCCUUUCCAUUUCUUUCUGCCCCAAGCCUGCAGGUGAAGUCCCACCUAAGCCACAUCCAGACCACGUUGAUUCCCCCUCGCCUUUGACUUGGCACGACGCUGACUCAGCCUCACCCCUCCCCCGUGCGGCCCCUCUAUGUGGAAACCACGAAAACAGACUACGCUGCGGCUUGGAUGCUCUGCUAGCCGCAGCCGUCGCCCCGGCCCCUACACGCAUCUCUCGGCAGCACGGGGGUGCACGGCCUUGGCAGGUGUGCUGGACAGUUCUGGGCACACAGGUGGGGAAAGCGAGACACAGAACAGAUAGUUAUUUAAGCCUGGGGCUUGCUCGGUGGGCAUGCCACUGGGGACAGGAGCACAGGCCUCCAGAAGGCUGGGAGGUGGAAGCAAUUGCCCAAGGACGUAAGAAGACCGCUGCUGACCCUGGGACCAGACCCCAUCAGCUCACCAUCCUCUACGCCCCAUUUACAGAGCUACGCAGCACCGCUCCGCUCCAGGCAGCGUGUCCAAAAGCAUGCCUUGGGUUGGCUCACACUUCCCUGAAUACAGGCAACGUGACUUCUGCUCUACCCACUGAGGGUCUGCUAAUGGUGAAGAUCUUUCUGCUCCACCUCUUUCUCCAUGAAUGGAUCUGCAGGACAUCUUGUUCGGUGUUGGAUUUCCUUCUUUACUUAAAGAGCCUGAGGCCCAAGGUCAGAUAAAGGCCCUCUGCAGCUGACCAAUAUGCACUGAGGAUGUUUCUCUUAGCACAUGUUUCUUUUGUACAGCCAGUUCACAGUGAAUCGGAUCAUUUUGGAUAUGUGUAAACUGUCUUUAACGGUGCACUCCAGAAACAAAACCCCAUGCAGCGUGGUCCCAGGUGCUGGGCAGAGAGCGCAUUAGGCAGUGUGUGGGCUCCUGCAGAUAGGGCUUAGAAAGCUGCGAGUCUGACGGUCGGUGCUUGAGCUUGUCUCCAGACAUGCCUCGGCAGGCUGGCCCCGGGCUGGCUGCAAGGCAGCCAUCUGCAAGAAGAGGGAAAAAUUCCAAAACACGUGUAGGUAGCUACCCCUGUGGCCUCCUACCAAAGGCUGUGUAAGCUAGCCUGCUCAUGGGAAUGUGCUCGUCUUAACCCUUCAUGUCAGAACAUAAAAUUCUCGAAGCAUUAGGGUUGUGUCUCAAGAGAACCAGGACUGAACCAUGUCCUUCUUUGCUGCCACUGGAAGGAAUACGCUUUCCUCACUCAUAAUUUGUUUCAAUCUGAGUUUGGCCACUCUCAUAAAAAAAAUUAUACAGGAUAGAGGGUCCAGGCGUCUCUUUUUAUUAUCAUCUAGUUUAUUGACAAUAUCCUUCCCGUCUAUAUCCUGUGUGAAUUCCCCCGCCAGGAAGAUAUUUCUGUCUCAGGCCGUAUACAUUGAACCCAUGUUCUUCAUUGUACCACAUCAGCAUUGUAGAAAGUAAAUAUAUUAUGAUUUAAUCAGUUUAGGAUUAUGUCUGAGGCUUUGGAUGUUCCUUUCCUGCUGUGUGCAGCUCAGCUCAGUGAACGGCAGUGAGGAUGCUUUAUGCUGUAUCUGCUCUUGCUUUGCACGUGCAUCGUUUCAGCACUAGUGGAAGCUGCACUGUUGUCCAGGUCUCUGCUACAUCCUUUGAGGUUUCGUAUUUGCAACACUUCCCUCACCCAUGUAUGGCUGUCUUAAAUUAUAUCGCAGCCUUUGAAAAAGAAAUCCCUCUACUAAUCCUUUUGAGAACAUUAUGUUUGCCCUCUGAUACACGCAUUGGUCUGUCAGCUUGGAAAACGCCAGCCUUCUAAUGACUGAAGGAUUAUGAAUCUAUUGCUGAGCGUUUGCAGAAGUGCUCUUGUGGUUAUACAAGUGUCUCUUCAUUCACCCGCGGGCUUGGUGCCAGAAGGGCUCAGCCUGGCAGUGUGGGUCUCUUGCCUCCAGCGCUGAACAAGUGAGCAUCUCACAGCGGUCAGAAGCCCAGCUCCAUCACCCGCUGGCCACUCCCAGCCUCCUCCUUCACAUGCACUGGGAGUUUCCUUCUUUGAAGCGAAGCGCUCUUAGACGGUUCAGCCCAACACAUUGGACUGUUCCAUUUUAAGUUUGUACAAUUUUGAUUUUAAUAUAAUUUAUCAGAUGAAUUUCUGUCUAUCGAAGUUGUUAAAAG
Molecule: messenger RNA, 2215 nt
Organism: Harpia harpyja (harpy eagle)
Lineage: Eukaryota; Metazoa; Chordata; Aves; Accipitriformes; Accipitridae
Exons: 4
Coding region: 1-774 (257 amino acids)
Source: RefSeq, a predicted model, not a curated record